AUGGCAAACAUGACUAUGAAUGGAUUUCUCCUCUUGGGGUUUUCUGACAUUCGUGAGCUGCAGAUUUUACAUGCUUUGCUAUUCUUGGUGAUAUACCUAUUAACCUGGGCAGGUAACUUCAUCAUUAUCACCAUCACCACACUGGACCAGCAUCUCCAAUCUCCAAUGUAUUACUUUUUAAAACACCUUUCCAUUCUGGACCUCUUCUUCAUUUCUGUCACGGUCCCCCAGUCAAUUGACAAUUCUCUGACAAAUGAUGGCUAUAUUUCUCAUGACCAGUGCAUACUCCAGGUUUUCUUCUUCACAUCUUUGGUUUGGGCUGAGGUGGCCAUUCUCACAGUGAUGUCUUAUGACCGCUAUGCAGCCAUCUGCUUCCCACUGCACUAUGAGGUCAUCAUGGAUCCUAGUAAGUGUAAGUGGGCUGUGAUAGCCGUAUGGCUAAGUGGAAGCAUCUCUGGAAUCUUGUACACAACAACCACAUUCUCUAUCACAUUCUGUAAGGCCAAAAUAAUCCACCACUUCUUCUGUGAUGUCCCCCAAUUGCUAAAGCUCUCCUGCUCCAAUGAUUACCUUCGAGUAACUGGAGUGGCCACUUUCAUGUCUGUGGUGGCAUUCAUCUGCUUCACCUCCAGUGUCCUCUCCUAUAUCCACAUUUUCUCCACGGUUCUAAGAAUACCCUCUGCUGAGGGCCGAUCCAAGGCCUUCUCUACUUGCCUGCCCCACCUCUUUGUUUUCUCAUUUUUUCUCUCCACAAUUAUCUUAGAGUUUCUAAAACCAACGUCAGAUUCUCCAACUGUUUUUGACCUUAUGAUUUCUAUCUUUUACACAGUAAUGCCCCCGGCACUCAAUCCUGUUAUCUACAGCCUGAGGAAUGAGGCCAUCAAGGGAGCUUUCAGAAAGUUAUUGUUGGAUGGAGAAUCCACCAGGAGAAAAAUAUUUUUGUCCUGGUGUUGAUGGCUGGACAAUAUUAUAUGCAAGGAACUUGUUAAAUAGUACUGAAUUCCUUCAACAUGUGGUGUUAAGGAAAAAACCAAAAACCAAACUCACUGCCGUUGAGUCGAUUCCGACUCAUAGCGACCCUUUAGGACAGAGUAGAACUGCCCCAUAGAGUUUCCAAGGAGCGCCUGGAGGAUUUGAACUGCCGAAGUCUUGGUUAGCAGCCAUAGCACUUAACCACUAUACCACCAGGAUUUUCGUGUUAAGGAAAAGCAAUAAUAUUUCCCCCCCCGUUGAUUAAGAAAGGAAACCCUUCACAUAGUUCUUACACCUUUUUAGUAAUUAAAACCAUUUGUUCAUUCUUUCAAAUUAAGAGAAAAUAAACAACUAUAACCUUAUAACGUAGGCCCGCUCCUCUCCUUUC
This is a messenger RNA of Loxodonta africana (African savanna elephant), 1360 nucleotides long. Its product is annotated as olfactory receptor 14J1-like. Gene Ontology annotation, biological process: G protein-coupled receptor signaling pathway. NCBI's taxonomy places the organism in Eukaryota, Metazoa, Chordata, Mammalia, Proboscidea, Elephantidae. The record is from RefSeq and is a predicted model, not a curated record. Gene Ontology annotation, molecular function: G protein-coupled receptor activity; olfactory receptor activity; odorant binding. Gene Ontology annotation, cellular component: membrane. The transcript has a single exon. Bases 1 to 954 code for a protein of 317 amino acids.